Messenger RNA from Acanthisitta chloris (rifleman), 1419 nucleotides. Its product is annotated as forkhead box protein P4-like. Gene Ontology annotation, cellular component: nucleus. Gene Ontology annotation, molecular function: RNA polymerase II cis-regulatory region sequence-specific DNA binding; DNA-binding transcription repressor activity, RNA polymerase II-specific. Gene Ontology annotation, biological process: regulation of transcription by RNA polymerase II. The annotation marks the transcript as partial. The record is from RefSeq and is a predicted model, not a curated record. NCBI's taxonomy places the organism in Eukaryota, Metazoa, Chordata, Aves, Passeriformes, Acanthisittidae. The transcript is spliced from 12 exons.
CAGGGCCUGGUGAGCCUCCCGCCGGGGCAGGGCACGGUGCCCCUGCAGACACUGCCCCAAGCUGUGUGCCCCUCGGACCUCCAGCAGCUCUGGAAGGAGGUCACGGCCGCCCAGCCCGUCGAGGACAGCAUUAAGCAAGAAGGUCUUGACCUCACCACCAACACCUCCAACUCUACCUCGUUUUCGGCCGCCAAGGUCUCGCCUCCCAUUUCCCAUCACCCUCUGCCCAAUGGGCAGAGCACCAUGCACACGCCGAGAAGGGACAGCUCUUCCCACGAAGAGACCCCUGGCUCCCACCCGCUCUACGGCCACGGAGAGUGCAAGUGGCCUGGCUGCGAAACCCUCUGUGAGGACUUGGGACAGUUUGUCAAACACCUCAACACAGAACAUGCACUUGAUGACCGAAGCACGGCCCAGUGUCGAGUCCAGAUGCAAGUGGUACAGCAGCUGGAGAUACAGCUGGCCAAGGAGAGCGAGCGGCUCCAAGCAAUGAUGGCCCAUCUUCACAUGAGACCUUCAGAGCCAAAGCCUUUCAGCCAGCCUCUGAACCUGGUCUCCAGUGCCACCCUCUCCAAGAGCACUUCCGACACGUUCCCCGACGGUUUACCUCAUCCCCCCACGUCCGCCACGGCUCCCAUCACUCCCCUGCGCCAGGGCCCCUCCGUCAUCAGCUCCUCCACGCUGCACAGCGUGGGGCCCAUCCGCAGGAGGAACUCGGACAAGUUCUGCACCCCGAUAUCUUCAGAGCUUGCACAGAAUCACGAGUUUUACAAAAACGCAGACGUCCGACCGCCCUUCACGUACGCCUCGCUCAUCCGGCAGGCCAUCCUGGAGACCCCCGACAGGCAGCUAACGUUGAAUGAAAUCUAUAACUGGUUCACGCGGAUGUUUGCCUACUUCAGGAGGAACACAGCCACCUGGAAGAACGCCGUCCGCCACAACCUGAGCCUGCACAAGUGCUUCGUGCGCGUGGAGAACGUCAAGGGCGCCGUGUGGACCGUGGACGAGCACGAGUACCAAAAGCGAAGGCCACCAAAGAUGACAGGGAGUCCAACCUUAGUCAAAAAUAUGAUUUCAGGACUCGGUUAUGGAGCACUUAAUGCAAGUUACCAGGUAAGGACCUUCAGCUUCCCCCGGCUGAACAGCCCCACCAUGAUCAACACCAGCUCAGCCAGCGCCAUGCUGCACGUGGGCCACGACGACGUCAGCAGCACCGUGGAGCAGGUCAACAGCAACGGCAGCAACAGCCCACGCCUGUCCCCACAGCAGUACAGCCAUCCCGUGCACGUGAAGGAGGAGCCAGCCGAGGCGGAGGACGACAGCAGACCUGUGUCGCUGAUGGCCACCACCAACCAGAAUGUGACGAUCCCCGACGACAGGGACCUGGAGGAGGAGCUGCCGGUGGAAGACUUGUCCUAA